GAGGCGGGCUCCGCGGCCGCGGCGCCGGGGGCGGUGUCCCCGCUCCGCUCCGCCCGCUGCCCCGCCCGCCUCCCCACGGCUGUAGGCGCGGGUGGCCGCGGAGCCGCUGCCGGGCGGAGCGGGGCCAGCGGUCUGGGGGAAGCGAGGGGCCGGUGGAAGAGCGGAGCGGCCACCACCCGCCCCCCCGGGGCGGCGCGGCGCGGCGCGGAACGGAACGCGGCGCCUGAGCCGCUGCCUGGAUGCAAGCGGCGCUUUGGGAACCGGCGGCCGGCGGCACCCGGGAGGGCCCGGGGGAAGAGGAGGAGGAGGAGGAGGCGGCGGCGGCGGCGGCGGCAGAGGACUCCGGGCGCUGAGGGAAGGAAGCAAGCAGCGCUGGCCAUGGCCUCCAACUUUAACGAUAUAGUCAAGCAGGGCUACGUGAAAAUCCGCAGCAGGAAGCUGGGGAUAUUCAGACGCUGUUGGUUGGUUUUCAAGAAGGCUUCCAGUAAAGGACCCAGGAGGCUAGAAAAAUUUCCAGAUGAAAAGGCAGCAUAUUUCAGGAACUUUCACAAGGUGACUGAGCUGCACAACAUCAAAAACAUCACUCGAUUGCCUCGUGAGACAAAGAAACAUGCAGUGGCCAUCAUCUUCCACGAUGAGACAUCAAAGACCUUUGCCUGUGAGUCAGAACUAGAGGCAGAAGAAUGGUGCAAACAUCUCUGCAUGGAGUGUCUAGGAACCAGGCUCAAUGAUAUAAGUCUUGGGGAACCAGAUUUGCUUGCUGCUGGAGUCCAGAGAGAACAAAAUGAACGAUUCAAUGUAUACCUUAUGCCUACACCAAAUUUAGACAUCUAUGGAGAAUGUACAAUGCAGAUCACACAUGAAAACAUCUAUCUCUGGGACAUCCACAAUGCCAAGGUCAAGCUGGUCAUGUGGCCUCUGAGUUCUUUGAGGAGAUAUGGCCGCGACUCGACAUGGUUCACCUUUGAAUCUGGAAGGAUGUGUGACACAGGAGAAGGGCUGUUCACCUUUCAGACACGAGAAGGAGAAAUGAUCUAUCAGAAAGUCCAUUCUGCAACACUGGCCAUAGCAGAGCAACAUGAAAGAUUAAUGAUGGAGAUGGAACAGAAGGCAAGGCUCCAGACCAGCCUGUCUGAACCAAUGACACUGUCCAAGUCGAUCUCACUCCCUCGUAGCGCCUACUGGCAUCACAUCACCCGGCAGAACAGCGUGGGAGAGAUCUACAGUUUACAAGGUCACAGCCUGGGCUCGGCGAAGGUGUCCCGGGCGCAGACGUUCCCCAGCUACGCCUCGGAGCAGGGUGAGGAGCACCAGCAGUCCCUCUCCCUGGCCAGCAGCUACACCUUCAGCUACGGCUCGGGCCUGGUGCAAUGACAGCCGGGGGCGGCCGGCCGAGAGAGACAGUCAUGCCUGGAGCCUUCCCCCGGGGCUGGGGAGCCGCUGGCCCCCUCUGCACCCCACCAUUUUGCUGUGAAAACCGAUGCCGGCCAGCUCCAGCCGGGUCCCCGCCGCGGCGGGAGCCUGGAGAAGCGGCUGCCCCGAGGCAGAGGCUAAGUCUUUCUUUAUUUAUUUUGCCGUUCCUUUUGUCGACGCGUUCAGA
Molecule: messenger RNA, 1600 nt
Organism: Dryobates pubescens (Downy woodpecker)
Lineage: Eukaryota; Metazoa; Chordata; Aves; Piciformes; Picidae
Gene: DOK6
Product: docking protein 6
Exons: 8
Coding region: 379-1374 (331 amino acids)
Biological process (GO): positive regulation of MAPK cascade; cell surface receptor protein tyrosine kinase signaling pathway
Cellular component (GO): cytoplasm
Source: RefSeq, a predicted model, not a curated record